Molecule: messenger RNA, 4673 nt
Organism: Gryllus bimaculatus (two-spotted cricket)
Lineage: Eukaryota; Metazoa; Arthropoda; Insecta; Orthoptera; Gryllidae
Source: the annotation of a GenBank genome assembly
CUUCCUGUUGAUCUAUUUCCUCCAAAUUUUCAUCUUCGUCAACAUCAUCGAAAUCGUCACCGCCACUUCUUAGGGUUUAUUAUUUUAAGAAAUUAACGUUAUGUUGACAAAUGUACAGAUGUCCAUUAGUCAUCAACCAGAAGCAAUUCAACUUAUCUGAUUAUUCACAAAUGUAGAGAAUCUUUCAGAGAAUUCAGGAUACUCUUUGGCUUGAACUAUAGCCUCUUGAGUGCGCGUUUUCGCAUAACACCACGAUAACAAUACGCAAUAUUUCUACACUCAAAAGCCUUAUAAUAAUUAUCUGCUCUAGGGCACACCCUUCUCCAAUCCAUUUUUUGGUUGGAGGCUCGAACACUCGAGGGUGAAUGACGAUAACUAUUUAAAAAUAAUACUAUUUUGAAUGGUGGGCUCAAGGAACACUUUUCCCCUCUUUGGGGUGGAGUGGCAGAGAGUAUAUAUGGAGUAUGUGGAGUGGAGUGGGGUAGCGUCAGGUGGCCAAGCGCAUGAGCGUGAGGGCUGCGAGAAAGUUGUUGAUUGUUGACGAUCGGACGGAAGUUCCGCCACGGAACCUCAGAGCAACAAAACAGCAUAAACGACUCGUUAAAUACGAAGAAUUCCAUUCGGAAGUAUUUUGGUCCAUGUUAAUCAAGUCGUACUAUUAUAAGCAAAUCGUAGAAUUAUACCAAAUGUAAUGUAGUGCGUGUUCAAACAAUGUAUGAAUAUUUGAAGGUUAAAUAAUCUCUGCUCAUGUAACUAGAUAGAAGACAAUGGUUGUACAUGCAAUGAAUGCUAAUUAGUUGGUGUGCGCAUUAAUAUUGGGGAAGGACAUCAUCACAUAGCAUUGUAUCAUAAUGGUACAAUAAUAGUUGUUUUUUUAAUAUAUGUCAUUGCUUGUCAAGAAAGACUAUCUGUGAUUUAAUAUUUUACGUAUUUUCAUUCUUUACUCUUAUUUUGUGUUAUCUGAAAUUAGCUUCCAUGCAAUUUUCAUUAGCACUUUUUAAAAUAAUUUAAAUUUUAUGUUAGAUAUUUUGGGGAUUUAAGUAAUUUGUUAGUGAUAAAACCUAUUCAAAUUUAUUUCAUUUUUAUUUCACAUAAUAUUGAUUAAAAAUUAUUAAUUAACACUAUACAGUGUGGAACUAAAACCUUAAAUCAGUGAAAUAUUUUUUUGGAAAAACAAUGUAAUUCUCAAAAAGUAAUAUGUCAUGUCAAAGUGAAAAUAGUGUAAAGGAAUAACUAAAAUAUAGUACAAUAGAAUACACUAUUGAAAAACCUGCCACCAGUCACAUGCAAAGCUGUGGGCUGCACGAAAUACUAGUUUUCUUUCAACACACAUGAUUUGUUUUAUUGUGUUCAUUGCAUUUCCGCUUAGAAUUACUUUCUAGGACAUUUUGCAUUCGCCAUGAGAUCAAGCGCCUGUAAAUAUAUUCUUGACAAAGUUUCAAAAUUUGAAAAAAAAUAUGCAAAACCUAUUCAAAAAAGUAAUCAGACUAAUGAUGAUGACUUUUUAUCAUCUAAAGAAAAUAGUUCUUCUGAACAUUUAGUUAAUAAUAUUAAAUUUAUAGAAAGCAAUACAAUAUCUCAUUCUGAAGUAAGUAAAAAUCAUAAAGAGAGACUGAAUGAAUUAGGCCCUUUGGAAUCCAAAACAACAAAUGAUUUAGACAGACAGACACUUUCAAAAUCAUUAAAAGACACUAGUAAGACAAGUGAGAAAGAGAGAAUAUAUGUGAUUGAAAAGAACAAUGCUACAGAGAGUCCACAUGCAAGUGGUAGAUAUGAAUGUGAUGAAGACCUUAAAAGAACUGAUGAAAUGUUUUUAAGUGACACUAAUGAAAUUCUUUUGGCAGACAAAUUAGCUUUCAACUAUUCUUUUGAAGAUGUAAGUCAAACAAGUGGUUUUCAAUUUCUUAAAGAUAAUCAUGAUUCUGCAGAGCACUCUUUGAAAGAUGAUCUUAAAUCAGGAGAGAAAAAAUUGGAAAGGAAUGGCCCAAAAGCAUUACUUACAGUAGACAAUGAAGAGAUGGGAAUCAAGAAAGGUCGCUUGCAUGUAAAUCUCAAUUUAAAAUUAGAUGAAGAUACUGAUGAAGUGAGUGAUAUAUCCAGUAAAGGCAUUGCCAGCCUUUCUUUGGAAAGUUCAAUCAGCUCUAAAAAUGUACCCAUUCGUGUCUUUGCUUUUGAAGACUUAAUUGGAGCAGAAGAUUUAAAAUCAGUUUCUGAAGAACUAAAAGGAAAUUGUGAAGAAAAUAGUCAACUGAUUGCACAGACUGCCAUAGUAGAUGAGUCUGUCCAGGCAAACAUGUUAAUUACUAAUUAUUUGCAACGUAAUUCAAAAUCUGAUGAGAGUCAUGAAACCUCAAGAAAUUUUUCUGAAGAAAGACUUAAAGAACUCAUUGCAAAUGUAGAUGAAUCGUCUAUUGAGGAGGAUAUAGAAGAGUCAAUAGUAAGUUCCAACAGUGACAAAAAUAAUUAUGUCUCUAAGCAAAUUCAUAGUUCUUCAGAAAGUAAAACAAAAGUAAAGGAAAAUGCAUUUAAAUCAGAACUCGGUGAAAGUAAUGGAAAAAACAUGUUUAGAAGAGAUCAAUGUAAUGACAACCAUUCUUAUGACGAAAGUAUUCCUGAUUUUAUGGAAGAUGACCACAGACAUAUUACUCUACAGAAAAAUAAAUCUGAUAUCAGUCAUGAAGAGAAUAGUGGAAACCGAAGUAUUAAGUACAAACCAAGGGAAUCUUCUGUAAUGAAGAAUCAUUCAGCACAAGAUUUGAAGGCAUCUUCAGAUAAACCCAACAGGCCAAGAAAAAAGGAUUCCAAAUACUCUGAGAAAAGUCAUAAAAGAAAAAAAUAUUUAGAGAAUGAAUGGAAACUAAUGAGAAAGAGUAACAUUGUUCUCCAAAGUGCAGCACGCAAUGCUUACACGCAAACUGAAAAUUUCUUGGCAGAAGCAUAUGAUUUUGAGAAAAGAAUGGAAACCAUCAUGAAAACGUCACUCACGUCUAUGGCUCAAGUGAAUAGUUUAACUCUGGAAGCCAAUAAUGUACAUUCAGAACAUACUCAUACAGCAUCAGCUCCAAGUCCACUAGAACAUGGUUUUAAUUGCGCUCUAAAGCAGCAAGUUGAACUAACAAAACACUUCAUAUGUGCAGAGUACAAUAUGUAUGCAGUAUGUAUGGCAGCAAUUAAAGAAAUGUCCUCUUCAUAUAAACCAGCAACAUUGCACUACAAUACAAAGAUGAUGAGCGGUCUGAGUUCAAAAAAGGCAACACUGUGAUAGCAUAACAGCAAUAAAAUCUUUCUGAUUUGAAAAUAACUCAUUGUUAAUGUUUCAAAUAAGAAAAAUGAACAUGACAUGAAAAAUUUUCAACUAGAACUGUUUAAUUUAGAACUUGGUUUCUAAUUUUGCUCAUUUAAAUAAUGCCACUUUUUAUGAAAUUUGAUGAAUUGAGAUUAUGCUUAUAACUGCAGCAGGGUUGACCCAAAGAUUCUGUGAUUUUAUGUGGAUGAUUGAAAUAAAAAAAGGUAUUUAGAACCUUUGGAAUUUCAAAAAUUUGGAGAAAGCCUUCCAAUCAUAGUGUUUCUGCAUAAUAUCCAUCCUGCUGAUUGGCAUCUCAAGAAAAAAGGAACAAGCUGGAAUAUCCCAACAAUCUUCAUCAGCAUUCAACCAGUGGAGAUGGACUGCCUCACCUCUGAGAAGAGUAUACCCAUAAGUUAGAUUUAGAUGAAGAUGGUGAGAGGAAGAAAUGAGGAGGCAAGCAUCAUCAUUGUUUUGGGCCACAAUGAGCUACACACUUCAGUCACUAAUAUCGGGAGAGGUGGCUUUGGGCAUCACUGCAGUGCCUCUGACCGGAAGGUCCUAGGUUCAAGUCCUACCAGUGGCAAGAUUUGGAAUACUAUCUAGAGAGCUAGGUUGAGUUCAAUUGUUGUCUGAAGUAGAUUUCUAGCGGCAGCUGCUCUGAUCAUUAAUUUUCCAUGGUUUCUCCAAUCAGUACGAGGCGAUUGCUGAAGCAGUACCCUAACAAACAGACCAUGUACAAUCUUUCCUUCUUCUUCCUCAUCCUACCCCUUACUUACACACACUUACACUUACUUGUACUACAUCCAGGGGACCAGUCAGGUGCAUAGAAAGUGUCCUGGUUGGCACAGUACCCUGCUAUUUGGAGAUACCUGGUAAUUUACUCUUGCCAAGGGUAGAUUGGUGCCAGAUCUCUCCAUCCAGUGGAGGAAGAUCACCGUCACCUCCAAAGGGAAAAAAAAAUUGCUCAUCACUUAUAGAACUACUAACCUUAGCAGUUGAUGUCCCCUGAAUCAUUAAUCAAUAAAAAAUAAAUCUGAGUCACAAUUGUUAAUUCUCUUUUAACUAAAUGAUUUUAUUAUUGAUAUAUCUAAAGGCAAUGCCACUUGCGUGGAAGAUCACAGAAGUCAGGACUUAAGUGCAUGCAGAGAUUUUGAUAAGAUAUUUGGAUUUUCAGUGGUAGCUGUACAGCUUGGUGAAAUUAAGCAGCUAUCUGGAGGAGAAUUCAAGCAGUCGCAGCUCUUGAUUAAUAGUUUUCAUUGGUUUAUCCGAUCAACACUAGGCAAAUGCCCAAUCAAACGGACCAUGAACUAAAUGAUCUUUCCUUCCUUUUCCACGUCCUAUCCUUUGUUCUUAACUUACACACACAAUUACAUGCACUAUGCUACUG